Molecule: messenger RNA, 1532 nt
Organism: Mus caroli (Ryukyu mouse)
Lineage: Eukaryota; Metazoa; Chordata; Mammalia; Rodentia; Muridae
Gene: Fam78b
Product: family with sequence similarity 78 member B
Source: RefSeq, a predicted model, not a curated record
AGCCGCGGUGCAGCAGAGGUUCAUGCAGCGGCGGCGGCGGCGGCGGCUGCUGCUGCUGCCGCCGCGGAAACAGACAGACCGGGCGCUGCCGCCGCCACCCUCCUGCAGCUCCAUGCCGCCACCGCCGCCGCCGCCUCCUCCUCCUCUCCGGCGACGGGCGGGGGGCUCCGGCCCGGGGUGGGCACCACUCCUCGCAGCGCCGCUCCCCUCCCUGCCCUCCGCCGGGGCACGGGAGCCGGAGAGAGCGCCCGCCGCCUCCUAGGAGCGCACGCUCCGCGCGCCCUUGCUGGAGCGAGGAGGCGGGCGUGGGCGGGCGUCGGGGCAGCCGCGACCCAGCGCGCGGAAAGGGGAGGGGGCUUCCCCGGAGGAUGCCCCGCGGCGGCGGCUCCUCGCUCUUAGGCGCUAGCUGAGCUGGACCGGGAGCGAGCUGCGCGUCGCCAUGCCGGCGUGACGGGCGCCCGCGGCUGCCCGCGCCGGGCCCCCGCGCUGCCCCACGCCGCGCCGCGCCGGCGCCGGGCGGCAGGAUGGGCUGUAUCCAAAGCAUCACCUGCAAGGCGCGGAUCCGGCGCGAGAACAUCGUGGUGUACGAUGUGUGCGCCACCAUCGACCAGUGCCCCACGCGCAUCGAGGAGACCUCGCCCAUCGUCCUGCGCUACAAGACCCCUUACUUCAAAGCCUCGGCCCGUGUGGUCAUGCCCCCCAUCCCCCGCCACGAGACCUGGGUGGUGGGCUGGAUCCAGGCAUGCAACCAGAUGGAGUUCUUCAACACCUACAGCGACCUGGGCAUGUCAAGCUGGGAACUGCCUGACUUGAGGGAAGGGAGAGUAAAAGCCAUCAGUGACUCAGACGGGGUGAGCUACCCAUGGUAUGGGAACACGACAGAGACUGUGACCCUGGUUGGCCCCACCAACAAGAUCUCCAGGUUCUCCGUCAGCAUGAAUGAUAACUUCUACCCCAGCGUGACAUGGGCAGUGCCAGUGAGUGACAGCAAUGUGCCACUGCUCACAAGGAUCAAGAGGGACCAAAGUUUUACCACAUGGCUGGUGGCCAUGAACACCACCACCAAGGAGAAGAUCAUACUGCAGACCAUCAAGUGGAGGAUGAGAGUGGACAUUGAAGUGGACCCUCUUCAGCUGUUGGGGCAGCGGGCCCGGCUAGUGGGCAGGACUCAGCAGGAGCAGCCCCGGAUCCUGAGCCGGAUGGAGCCCAUCCCCCCUAACGCACUAGUGAAGCCCAAUGCCAACGAUGCCCAGGUCCUCAUGUGGAGGCCCAAGCGGGGACCACCUCUGGUUGUGAUACCUCCUAAGUAAAAGCAGACUGCCCGACUGUGUGUGGAACACAUGCCACUGAGACCCGCAGUGGGGUGACCAGGGGUGGCAGGAGCCAAACUGAGUUUCUGAGCCAAAGCAGACCCUCUUGGUGUGCCAGCCUUUGCAGCUACUUGUGAUGAGUACAGCUGUUCCUUGGGCGGUAGAACCAUAACCCUUAGGAAAAGCCCCUUCCUCUUAGGAAUAAAGAAACCACUGAUUUGA